UCAACAAGAACAACAAUUAACAUGAAAGUUUUUGUAACAGUUAAAAAAUUUUAUUCUAAAUUGAAUUUAUUUUUCUCUCAUCAAGAUGAUCCCUACAAAGGAAUUGAACAUUUGAUCUCAUUGGAAGAAUCAGCGAAACGUUGGUACGUAACAACUCGUGGUUACCCUGAAGUUGACGCGGUCAGAGAAAGUGACCACUACUCUAAGAGUGACAAUUGUUUUUUGAUUAGUUCACUAAUUGAGAUCAGUCUUUACAUCUCAAUGAGCCGAAUAACUUUACUUUGUUUCACCGAUAAUCAUUUUCUAAACACUUAUUGUGGUGACGUUUUCAUUGGCACUUCAACGCGUUUUUAUAUGAACGCAACAUUUGCCCUUGCAGGUUGGCUUGUGGUCAUCUUCCGGUCAAUGCUUUUCUGGUCAGAUAGAGCUAAAAGAUUAUCUUGGUUAACAGUUUUCACUUUAAUUAAACACCAUGGAUUUAAUUCAUCGUUUUUAAGAAUAACGCCAGCGGGUGCGAAUGAACUUCGCAAUAAAGUUUAUUUGGGUCGAAAAUUUUUGACCUUUGCUAGUCCACUGACCGUUUCUUUCAUCUCUGGAAUAAUGUUUGUCUCUUUUUUAACAAAUUCUCUUUCCUUUCAAUCAAGAAAAUUAAUAUUCUUUCAAUUCUUCUGGUCAACAUUGAUCACUGUCCAAGCGACUUUCGCAGUCGUUGCAGGUCUUUGGCUCGUUGUUCAUGUUUACCUACUCACUUCUUACUGUUCCCUUCAACUGGACGCUAUCAACUUGACCAUUGAUCGGCUAAUAUUAUCAUCAUCAAAACAGAAUCAAACUCAUGAAAUUUAUGGUCAAAUCAAUCCACCGAUCAAAGUUGAUUUUUCCAAUUCGGUUCACUUAAUUGUGGCCUCACAAAAUCACACCUCUGGUUAUAUUAGUCAACUAAGUGAUCAACUUAAAUAUUACAUCGCAAUUGGUUAUUUUUAUGCUUCUUUCGGUGCUGAUUUUUUGCUCUACUCAGCAUCGGUCAUGCCAACUGACCGUUUCUUCAAUAACAUAAUUGUCACUGGACUUGGAGUUGAAAUUUUGUUUCUAUCGAUGCUCAUAAUUCUUGUCUUGUCAAAAGUUUCAUCAAAGGCCUAUUCAUCUUAUGGUAAAUUUCAUCUAAUAAUUGAAAAGAUAAAACCUGAAGUGAUGGCAAAACAAAAGGUUCGAACCGUAAUGUGUACGAUUAGUGAUUCGUUCAUUGGCUUUUACAUUGGCGAUGUUUUCGAGGCAACAAUGAAUCAAUAUGUCGAGUUUGUUCUAGGUAAUUGUAGUAUGAUGUUGAUGUUAAUCGGAAUCAUGAAGCAAAUAACCUAAAUUAACGUCAACAAUCAACGAGAACGAUAACAGUUAACACAAAGAAGCAUAAUUUAAAUCACUAAUCA
Panonychus citri (citrus red mite) is the source of this 1424-nucleotide messenger RNA. RefSeq lists its product as uncharacterized. The record is from RefSeq and is a predicted model, not a curated record. The transcript has 4 exons. Lineage: Eukaryota; Metazoa; Arthropoda; Arachnida; Trombidiformes; Tetranychidae. The coding region runs from base 22 to 1356 and encodes 444 amino acids.